UUUUUUCUUGUUGUUCAGCUUUAUUUUUAAUGUUUUUUUAUCUAAAUAAAGAGAGUUUCGCAUGGAAAGAGCUAGUACAGUAACAUACUUGAAAUGAGAAACAGCAGGUGAUUGGACUGGAGGAGUUCGGAAGGGAGGGUGAGGGUCCAGCACGCCGGGCGCAUCCACUGUUCUAUUUCCCAUCUGAGGUAAGAGGCUCCCCAGAUCACGGCUAAACAAGAUGCACGGACGUCAAGAUGGCAGUAUAUACGCAUGGUCAGCUCAUUCCUUCUCUAGUCGGUGGAAAAUUCAGAAUACCAAUGGUCACUGAAAUCAUAAAGAAAAAAAUUGAGGAUCUUAGAAAAGACAAGACUUUAAAUAUACCUGGAACUUUAUCCUUUGGAGCAACCGCUGGUAUAUCUGGAAUAAUAGCAAACUGCAUUUUCAGAUUGUGUUUCAAGGUUAAAUAUGAAGCUUUCAAGACCUAUGCAUCACUGACUACACUUCCAUUCCUGUCUACCAUAGUUACUUACAAGCUCUUUGUAACUGAUGCUUUGCAAUCAGGUAACAUAAGCAAGGAAAACUGCGUUCUGAGAAGUUUACUGACUGCCGCAGUAUGUGGUGUUUUAUAUCCCAGUGCUCUGGCUUUUUAUAAAAAUGGAUGUUUGGCAGUCAAGCCCAAGAUGGAAAAUCAUAAAGCAAGUACUGUCAAAGAAAACAUACUUUUUGAUAUCAUAACUAGAAAAAUUAGCCAACUUCCCGAAUCAGACAGGAAUCUACUUGAACAUGGAUCAUUAUAUAUUGGACUUAAUGCUGGUUUCAGUGGUCUAAUAGCAAACAGUCUUUUUCGGCGCACCUUGCAUGUGACACAAGCUCGAAUAGCUGCUGGCUUACCAAUGGCAGUGCUCCCAUUUUUGACAGCGAAUGUGUCAUACUAUACUUUUGUUAGCUUACCUCUGAGUGCAGGUGAUCUGAAUUGUGAAACCUGCACAGUGACACGGGCAGGACUAGCUGGUUUUGUUCUAGGUGGUCUGUAUCCCAUUCUUUUGGCUAUUCCUGUGAAUGGUGGCCUAGCAGUCAGGUAUCAGACAACUCCUCUGCCACAGAGAGGAAACAUCUUAAAUUACUGGAUUAGAGUUUCUAAGCCUGUCUUUAGAAAGAUGUUAUUUCCCAUUAUACUUCAGACUGUGUUUGCGGCAUACCUUGGGUCUAGACAAUAUAAACUACUUAUAAAGGCCCUUCAAUUGCCUGAACCUGGCCUAGAAAUGCCUUGAUUUUAAGCAAGUAUGUAUAAUAAAAAAAACUUGUGAAAACAAGCUGUCUCUAAUGUUAAAAAUACAGGCAUAAUUUUUCAUGAGGUCCAACUCUGUGACCCAAAACAAAAGACUACUGAGCAACAAAAGAUGGAACCCCAGGGAAAACCACCCUUUACCUAAGGGGCAUGACUUCAAGGCUGGAAUAUAAAUUAGUGGCAGAGAGAUGGCUGAGACCCCAGAUUCAAUCCUUAACACAA
Molecule: messenger RNA, 1492 nt
Organism: Nannospalax galili (Upper Galilee mountains blind mole rat)
Lineage: Eukaryota; Metazoa; Chordata; Mammalia; Rodentia; Spalacidae
Product: transmembrane protein 126A
Exons: 8
Coding region: 237-1253 (338 amino acids)
Biological process (GO): mitochondrial respiratory chain complex I assembly
Cellular component (GO): mitochondrion
Source: RefSeq, a predicted model, not a curated record